Acyrthosiphon pisum (pea aphid) is the source of this 733-nucleotide messenger RNA. Its product is annotated as activator of heat shock 90kDa protein ATPase-like. The record is from RefSeq and is marked validated. Gene Ontology annotation, biological process: protein folding; positive regulation of ATP-dependent activity. Gene Ontology annotation, molecular function: protein-folding chaperone binding; ATPase activator activity. Gene Ontology annotation, cellular component: cytosol. Lineage: Eukaryota; Metazoa; Arthropoda; Insecta; Hemiptera; Aphididae.
AAAAUAUAAGCGCUGUUCUACCGCAGCAGGCUGUACCACGGGUUUCUCCAUCGUUUCCAAUUUUCUGUUAGCGGUAUUGCGGAGCAUUACCAAAAUUUCUUCAAAUAUUAAUUAAUAUUCCGUUUGAUUGAGAAUUUUCAGUAUUUCUUAUUAAUUUAUAAAUUCAUAAUGGCCAAAUGGGGUGAAGGAGAUCCGCGAUGGAUUGUUGAGGAACGCCCAGACGCCACUAACGUUAACAACUGGCAUUGGACGGAAAAAAAUGCAUGCCAAUGGUCAAAAGACAAACUUAAUGCCUUAUUAGUUGGUAUGAUAUUGGAAAAUGAUGUAGCUAAAUGUGAGAUUUCAAAGAUUGAAAGUUGUGAAGGAGAAGCUGUUGCAAAUAAUAGAAAAGGCAAACUCAUAUUCUUCUAUGAGUGGGAUUUAACUUUAAGUUGGAAAGGGCAAUUAAGUGGUGCUACCAAAGAGAUAGAGGGCACAAUUAACAUACCAAAUUUAAGUGAAGAAAAUAGUGUAGCUGAAAUUGAGAUAAAUAUUUCAUUGAAAGAACCUUCUAAUGAAGCAACUAUAGUUAAAGAUUUUCUUUACCACCAAGGGCGUAGUAAAAUCAGAGAUCAGCUAGAAAAAUAUAUAAAGGAUCUAAAAGAAGAAUUUUCAAAAGGCAUGAUUUUGCCCAAAAGAGAUAUUGACAAUUCUUCUAAACCAAAAUUAUUGUCGAAAGAAUCAUUGAAAAAUG